Messenger RNA from Rhea pennata, 2028 nucleotides. RefSeq names its product solute carrier family 5 member 11 (gene SLC5A11). Gene Ontology annotation, biological process: transmembrane transport. Gene Ontology annotation, cellular component: plasma membrane. The record is from RefSeq and is a predicted model, not a curated record. The transcript has 15 exons. Lineage: Eukaryota; Metazoa; Chordata; Aves; Rheiformes; Rheidae. The coding region runs from base 1 to 2028 and encodes 675 amino acids. Gene Ontology annotation, molecular function: D-glucose:sodium symporter activity.
AUGGAGACCACCAGCAGCACUCCAUCAUCUGUGACUCCCCAGUGGGAUGUGUUUCCUCAGAAGACCUUGGAUUCUGUAGACAUUGUUGUUCUUGUUCUGUACUUUGUAUUUGUUCUGGCUGUUGGACUGUGGUCCAUGUGGAAGACACAGCGAAGCACCGUAAAAGGCUACUUUCUAGCCGGAGGAGAGAUGGUUUGGUGGCCUGUGGGUGCAUCCCUAUUUGCUAGCAAUGUUGGAAGUGGCCACUUCAUAGGUCUGGCUGGGUCAGGAGCAGCAUCAGGAAUUGCUGCAACAGCCUACGAGUGGAACGGGAUGUUUUGCGUUUUGGUGCUGACCUGGCUAUUUCUUCCAAUUUAUAUAGCAGCGGGAGUUACUACCAUGCCAGAGUACUUGCGGAAACGUUUUGGAGGCAAAAGAAUUCAGAUAUUCCUAGCAAUUCUCUACUUAUUCAUCUAUAUCUUCACCAAAAUAUCGGUUGAUAUGUAUGCUGGAGCCCUCUUCAUUCAGCAAGCCUUACACUGGGACCUCUAUAUCGCUGUUAUAGGCUUGCUGGCAAUCACAGCAGUUUAUACUGUUGCAGGCGGCCUGGCAGCUGUAAUAUAUACAGAUGCUCUGCAAACUUUCAUCAUGCUGAUUGGGGCUGUGACUCUCAUGAUCUUCAGUUUUGUUGAAGUUGGCGGCCUUGAAGGAUUGCAGAAAAAAUACUUUAAUGCCAUUCCUAGCAACCACAAGGAAAACAGUAGCUGUGGUUUACCAAGAGAAGAUGCUUUUCACAUUUUUCGAGACCCUGUUACUUCUGAUCUUCCUUGGCCAGGAGUUUUGGUAGGAAUGACCAUCCCGUCUCUGUGGUACUGGUGUACAGACCAGGUCAUCGUUCAAAGGUCCCUUGCUGCUAAAAACCUCUCUCAUGCCAAAGGAGGCUCCUUGAUGACCUCCUACUUGAAAAUUUUGCCCCUCUUUAUGAUGGUAAUGCCAGGCAUGAUCAGCCGGAUUCUCUUCCCAGAUCUGGUGGCUUGUGCAGACCCAGAAAUUUGUCGGAAAAUCUGCGGCAAUCCAUCUGGCUGUUCUGAUAUUGCUUACCCUAAGUUGGUCAUAGAACUUCUGCCUGUAGGACUUAGGGGCCUGAUGAUGUCAGUGAUGAUAGCAGCUCUUAUGUCCUCCUUGACUUCCAUCUUUAAUAGUGCCAGUACCAUUUUCACCAUGGACCUCUGGAAACACUUACGGCCUCGCUGUUCUGAGUGGGAGCUCAUGAUCAUUGGCAGGGUCUUUGUGUUGCUGCUCACUGUGAUAUCUGUCCUAUGGAUCCCAUUGGUACAGGCAGGCCAGGGAGGGCAGCUCUUCAUUUACAUCCAGUCAAUCAGCUCCUAUCUGCAGCCCCCAGUGGCAAUGGUGUUUAUUCUGGGUUGCUUCUGGAAAAGAGCAAAUGAAAAGGGUGCAUUCUGGGGCCUGGUGAUUGGGCUGCUGCUGGGCUUCAUUCGAUUGGUGCUGGACUUCAUUUAUCCAGAGCCCCAGUGUGGAGAGACAGACAUCAGACCAGGUGUGGUGAAAUACAUGCACUAUCUCUACUUCUCCAUGGUCCUAGCUGCGAUUUCUACAAUCACUGUGCUGGUUGUGAGCAUGCUCACAGAACCCCCCUCGGAAGAAAUGAUAAGUCGGCUUACCUGGUUCACACGUGGGGAUCUACCAGUCAAGCAAGAGCUAGCAGUCAGCACUUCCCCUGACGCUGGAAACGGAGUGUGUGAAGCUGAGCGUCCAGCUUUCCAGAUUGAUAUAAGCAUUGCCUCUGAAAAUAGUUCAAAUGAUAAUAAAUGUACAACUAAUACCAAAAAGAGCUCUAAGCUGAUGACAAUCUUUCUAUGGCUCUGUGGGAUGGAGCGCAAAAAGGAAGAUUCUGAGAAUGUGGUGCCGACCAAACCUGAACCUCCAGUGGCUUCAUUGGACGAGAAACCGUUGGUGAAACACAUCCUGAACAUCAACUUGAUACUAUGUGUAUGUGCUGGGCUCUUUCUCUGGGCAUACUUUGCAUAG